UUUUUUUUCUUUUUUGCCUUGUAAAAUUAAAAAAGAUGCAUCAAACUAGACAGUUCGCCAAGAGAAGGCCUCAAUCGCCUAUGCUUAAUCAAUCACAAGCUGUAGAAGGUCUGCAAGUGGGUGUUCAAAAAAUACCUCGAAGUGGUCUUGCUAUCCAAAGUAAUGCUCCUAUUCACACAAGAACAUUUAAGGCUGAGCAGGAUCAUGUUCCAGCUCAAGAAAAAUCUUUCUAUGAGUCUGUUAAGCACGAAACUCAUCACUUUCAACAGGAAAGUGACUCUAAUCACGGACAUGAUCACUAUGGACAUGCUGAAAGUCAUGACAACCAUCAUCACCAUGAAAACAGGCUUCAGGAACCAAUCCAUAUUCAUGACAACCAUGGACAUCAUCAUAAUCAUCAUCACGGUCACCAUGGGCAUAACCAUGACGACUUCAGCCAUGGUGCUCAUCAUCAUGAUCAUCACGAUCACCAUGAUCAUCACGAUCACCAUCAUCAUGGUCAUCAUGAUUACCAACAUAGCCAUAGUCACGCGAAUUUUCCACAAGUCUAUACCCAACCUUUGCCUUCUUUUGCUUCCAUUUUUGCAACACUUGUACCUUCUCAAAAAGCAACGUUUACUUGUUUUAUCCUUCAUUUCAUGAUUGGUAUCCUUGUAUGGUGGUCUGGUAUUGUCAGAGAAAGUCUUGCUGUUGUUGGGUUCUCUUAUCUUGUCUUGUUUGAUGCAUUUGGCACAUUGAAUAAUUUUAUUUCCAGUGUGCUUCAAUCGAAUCCUGCAUUUAACACUGUUAGUACUAAAAGGCCAUUUGGUGUGCGUCGAUUUGAGAUUGUAUUUGCACUUGCAAAUACUAUUUUCUUAUUGUUUGGUACAAUGUAUACCACAAAGGAAUCAUUAGAGCAUCUAUUGCUUGAGAAUCAUCAUGCUGCGGGAGACCAUCAUGCUCAAAGUUAUCCUUUUGGACUCUUGCUUGUCUUGCUUUUGGCUAUAGGCGCCUCUGUUUUCUCUCAUGCCAGUCUAAAGAACCAUGAAAACUUGGUGAAUCUCACGAAGAAAUUACCUCAGACACAACAAGACUAUGGUUAUUAUGAGGUUAAAUCAUUAUCCAGCAACAGUAACCUUGCAGGAUCCUUAGCAACCAAUAUGUAUUCUUCCUCUAUUAUGGGCAGUGGUCUGAUUAUCUUUUUGAUGUAUUUAGUUGGACUAUCAUCCUCUACAUUUGAAAAGACCAUUGCCUUUGUAGAAGCUGCUCUUAUGUUCUAUUUGGGUGCACCUACUGCUGCUGCUUUAGCCAGGGUGUUAUUACAGACCAUGCCAGACAGUUUGAUAGGUAAUAUUGAACUCAAGCUUCGACUUAUUCAGCAAGUACCUCAUGUUAUCUCUGUCGAUAAAGUACAUUUCUGGCAAAAUGCGUAUGGUACAUUGAUUGGUACACUUGAAAUUCAUGCAAGACCUGAAGCGUAUGAAGAUGCUAUUAUCAAUGCUAGUUUCGAUAUUAUAGAGCCUAUGGUACAAGAAACCGGAGGCGAGUUAACUAUUAGUGUAACGAAAAUGUAAAAGCAUUAUUAUCUCCUUAAAUGAAAAUUUUCGUUGAAGCGCCGUCACAAAAUUUUCGGUUCCCAGCUGAUACAUCAUGCUUGAAAACUAUAAAUGAAGCCUU
Messenger RNA from Gilbertella persicaria, 1656 nucleotides. RefSeq names its product cation efflux family-domain-containing protein. The record is from RefSeq and is a predicted model, not a curated record. Gene Ontology annotation, molecular function: monoatomic cation transmembrane transporter activity. Gene Ontology annotation, cellular component: membrane. The coding region runs from base 36 to 1553 and encodes 505 amino acids. Gene Ontology annotation, biological process: transmembrane transport; monoatomic cation transport. The transcript has 6 exons. Lineage: Eukaryota; Fungi; Mucoromycota; Mucoromycetes; Mucorales; Choanephoraceae.